This is a messenger RNA of Pocillopora verrucosa, 1953 nucleotides long. NCBI's taxonomy places the organism in Eukaryota, Metazoa, Cnidaria, Anthozoa, Scleractinia, Pocilloporidae. The record is from RefSeq and is a predicted model, not a curated record.
AUGGAAAUGCCAGGAACAGAGUGCCAAGCAACCUGUUUCAAAAACUCAUCCUACAUAUUUUCGAAAAGCGGAAGAGAUUGGUAUGAGAACUGGCACGUCUGUCACUGCCAGGAAGGUAACUUAGUCUCCAUCGAAACUGAAAAAGAAUGGCAGUUUAUCAGUCAUGAGAUUCAAAAGCGUGGUAAUUCGAAUACUAGUGCGUGGCACAUUGGUUUAUGGAAGAUAUCCGGAGAUUGGACAUGGUUGAGUGGAGAAAAACUAAGUAUUUCGAAAUGGCGAGAUUCUCAGCCAGAUGGUAACGACAAUUGCGCGGAAAUAUCUAAGAAUGGAGGCCUCUUUAAUGGUAUCUCUUGGGGUGAUAAAAACGCCUUCAUUUGCGAGAUGCCCGGAGACCGGCCCAUUAACUGGCUCUGGGCCAGAGAAGCCUGCCAAAACCAAGGAGGGGACCUAGUUUCCAUUGAAACCGAAGAAGAAUGGAAUUUCAUCAAUGACCAGAUUCAAAGGCGAAAUACUACGUACUAUGAAAAUAAGUGGAAUAUUGGUUUAACAAAAAAGGCCGGGAAUUGGACUUGGGUGAAUGGAAGACCGCUGACUAUUUGCAAAUGGGAACAAGGGGAGCCAAGAGGUGAACACGACGCGGCUUUCAUGUACAAGCGGUCCAGUAAUGGGGAGCAGGGCGUGUUUGGUGGUGUUAAUGGCACAAGUAUGGGAUUGCGCUACCCUUAUAUUUGUGAGAUUUCCGAGGCAACAUCGCCAUCGCCGUCGCUGGGGCCAUUGCCGUCGCCAGGGCCAUGUCCGUCGCCGUCGCUGUCCCCGUCGCUGUCGCCAUCGCUGUCGCCAUCGCCGUCGCCGUCACCGUCACAGCAAGCUGUUGUUUGGUUAUUUCAAAUUGUUUUUUCUCUGAUUUCGGUGGUGAUGUACAUAAUACGACAAAGUAAAACCAUUUCAACCGUGGGAAAACUGCAUAAAAACAUUUACGGAAAUCUAAGUUUCCAAGAAGCUAUCACUUGCCAAGAAGUGGAAAAUGUGGUACUUGGAAUUCUUACUUUCAUCGUCACCAUCAAUCUAUUGAAAAUCAUUCGCUUCAACGACUAUGUUGCUCUAUUCUCCGCAACAUUGAAGAUAUCUGCACGAUCUUUGUUAUCCUUUAGCAUCGUUUUAUCCAUUUUCUUUGUGGCAUUUUUGCACUUUGGUGUCUUAGUGUUUGGCUCUGUAUCUGAGCGCUACUCUUCGGUGCUAAAAGGAGCCUAUUUCCAACUCGAGCUAACUCUUGGUCGAGUGAAAGCUAGACCAAUUAAUGAAUUAGCACAGGCCGACACCAUAUACGCCAAAAUAUUCGCCUUCUUAAUUCUCUUCACUCUCACUAUUCUCUCUAUGAACUUCUUUAUUGGCAUAAUCAACGAUGCUCUUUUGGAUGCUAAGAACUUUGUGAGCGAAAGUGAGCUGUAUGAUCUUAUCGAUGAGAACCGUUGCUCGAGCUCAAAAGAAAGAAAAGAGUUUUUCGAUGCAAUCAGUAACAAGUUGAAACAGUCGAGAACCUCUAAAACGUCAGCAGAAGUGAAGGACAAAGAAUCUGGAAACAUUGGCCUUGACCCCACGAACAGUUCCAAUCUUAACUUUGAUUUAAUAAGUCAAGCUAUCAUAGCUUGGAGGAAGAAAAGAUCCAGAGAAACAAUAGAUAAACAACAAUGCAGUACAAGGAGACAAGCAUUGUUCGACAGGAUAAGCAACAUGUUAAAAUCUCUGAAAGGUGAAAGCAAUGACGACUGCAGCAAACGUAGAGAAAAAAAGAAAGUAAGAUUUCAAGAGGAUGUCGUCGAGUCUUCCCUCCGUAAAUUACGUAAGAGAGAACAUGACCUGUUACAGCGGCUGGAGAGUAUUGUUUCAGGGUUCACAGCAGAAGACGAAGAAUUCGAUUAUUUAUUAAUAACAGCAGAGGUUUAUCUCUACUAA